This is a messenger RNA of Thermothelomyces thermophilus ATCC 42464, 595 nucleotides long. RefSeq lists its product as uncharacterized. The transcript has a single exon. NCBI's taxonomy places the organism in Eukaryota, Fungi, Ascomycota, Sordariomycetes, Sordariales, Chaetomiaceae. Bases 73 to 306 code for a protein of 77 amino acids. The record is from RefSeq and is a predicted model, not a curated record.
CGUGAGAGGAGACGACGGACACCCCGCACGAGUCUGCGCCUUGCCCUCAACGCGGUGCGCUGCAUCGUGCGCAUGCAGGUCGGCGCCCGCGCCUGGGCCAAGCACGACCAGGUACGGCAGCGGCUGGCCGAGUGCUACGACGGCAUGCAGCGCGAAGAGCGGAUCCGCGUCAUGCGGAAUCAGUGGCGCGCGGAGGUCGCGGCGCGGAAGACAUCGACUGGUUCUGCGGCCGGCGUGUCCGGGCACGACCGGAGGGGACAAUCCAGGCGCGGGAAGGAUAAGAAAGGCGGCGAAGUGGGCUGCUGAGUCUGUCUCCUGUUGGAAGUUUGGUUCCUGUUCGGAAAGGUGUCUUUCUUCUUGACUUGGCCUUGCUUGGUGUUGUCGGGUUAAGUGUGCUCAUCAGGGGUCUGGCGUCCGGUGCAGCGUUGGUUGUUUGGGUACUACUCCGCCUGUCUAUCUCGCAAAGGGAAUGGUCGAGCUUGUCUCACCUCGAUUGUGUCGUCUUGUUUUAACAUACCUGUCGUGGUUGGGUCGCGGAGCGGUGUUUUCGGGAAGGGGGAAAGAGGAGGGUUGGGGGGGAUCAAACCAUGUUGGC